Molecule: messenger RNA, 1116 nt
Organism: Serendipita indica DSM 11827
Lineage: Eukaryota; Fungi; Basidiomycota; Agaricomycetes; Sebacinales; Serendipitaceae
Source: the annotation of a GenBank genome assembly
AUGUCUGCAGAGCGAGCAAAGAUGCUCAAGGCGUGGAAGAUGGAAAGGACAAGGAAAUGGCAUGAAAAGAAAGCGAAUGCACGCGCCGCACGGAUACGCUUUCAAAAUGUCUCUUUAUCGAGUCAACCAAAGCCCAAGCCAGAGAUCCUGCCUCUGCCAGACCCUGCGGAAGUGGUCGUCAGUCCAGACGGAAAGGGACUGACCGCUCCUCGGGAAUGGACCCCAAAAUCGAGACGAGUGGGUCUCAUUGCCGUAAAGAAGGGGAUGACAGCGAUCUGGGACGAGAAGGGGAUCCGAGUCCCUGUUACGGUCCUCCAAGUCGAGGAUAAUCAAGUAACGGCGAAUAUCUUGACUGUUCGAUCUGGAAACCGUCCACCAUACAGAGCCGUUCAGAUUGGUGCUAGGAAUAUAUCACCCGAAAAGGCUCAUAUUGGAAUGCGCGGUCACUUCCGCAAAGCAGGGUUCCAUGCAAACAAUAUGUCAAAGAGUUUGAGCAUUCAAGGAACUGCACUAUCAUCAAUCCACUUUGUGCCCGGCCAAUAUGUCGAUAUUCAGGCCACCACGAUGGGUAAAGGCUUCCAAGGUGUAAUGAAACGAUGGGGCUUCUCUGGAGGCACCGCCAGUCACGGAAACUCUCUCGCUCAUCGUACUCCUGGAUCGACUGGUCAACACCAAGAUCCAGGUCGCGUGUGGCCAGGCACAAAGAUGCCGGGACGUAUGGGUGGGAAACGACGCACUAUGCAAAACCUUUACGUCGUCCGAGUUGAUACGCACUUGAACCUGAUCUUCGUCAAGGGAAACGUUCCUGGACCGGACGAUGGGCGGACUCCUGUGUAUAUUACCGAUGCGAAGAAGAGACUCCAGAGCGAGGUGCUCCGACUCCAUCUCAAGUCUGGUGGUGAAGGUGAAUGGGUGACCUUGGAUGCUGCCGGAAAACCUCUUCCGCCGCCGAAAGGUGGUAAAGAUGAAGGGAAGACAGAGGUCAACAAGGGUCUUGGACGAGGUGUGCUCGGAUUACCGUUCCCUGCUGGUACGGCUGCGAUGGCAAAGCAAUACGCUCCGAUUCUUGUCGCACCCAGCGUGAGAGUGACGAGUCCCUGGACAGCGGACGCAUAG